GCCUGCUUCGCGUCCAUCGUCGCCUGCUUCGUCUUUCUCGGCCCCGCUCCGUCUCAGUAGACCAUGGCUUCAUACCCCGCAGGCCUCUCGGUCGACAGCCUCGAGCUCAACCCUGCCUCGUCCAGUUCCCCACCACCUCUCCAGGACGACCAAUGGAGUGACGCUCCGGACACCAUGGAGACCGACUACGAACGAGAUGCGAUAGAGGAAGUCGAUGAGCAUCCCGAGGAUCUGACCGUCCAAGGACCCAAGGUGGUCUCCUCGGAUAAAACCCAAACUCAUGACAUCGCGACGCCCUCUCCUACCGUCCUCGACCCUCCCACCCCCCAGGAACGUGCUUCUGACGCGGACGCCACGAGUGUACAUAGUAUGCCUGUCGUGCAGGUCACGGAGCCCACCAGUCCAACGUUACCGGCUACUCCUCGCAGCGUAUCCUCAGCACACUCUACAGUGCCUAAUAGCGCCAACCUGGCACCUCUCUCUGCCGCCGAUAGACGGCGUCGCAACCGAGCCACUCUCGAUAAUCGCGCAUCGAACCGCUUCUCUGGCUUCUUGUCAAAUCUCAUUCACCGUAGAGACCAUCCGCCAAACCCCGCACCUGAGCCUGCUCCUCCCUCUCCCUCGCCUGCAAAUCAGUCGUCUCGGGCGUCUUCACCAGCACCUGCACGACCAUCGACACCACCACCGCAGCUUCCACCACCGUCAUUGGACGACCUUGGUCUCAGCAUCGCUUCUCUGACGGCCCAUCUCUCGCCGGCCCACUUCAGCACGCCUCCAACGAGCGGAGCCUUCCUCGCGCCCCAUUAUCUCCUGCUGUGCCAUUCACAGGGCUUGGAUGUUCUCCCGCUCGUAUCGCCCCCAACACUUCAACCAUAUGCCUUGGUACGAAGAGCGCCCUUCAAGAGCGUCGUGGUGAUGGAGCAUCGUGGCGUGCUUGUUGCCAUCGCGGGUCGCAGAGAUGGUGUCCGGGUAUAUGCUUUGGAAGAGAUCCGAAGAAUGGUAGAGUGGCGGAUGGACGUCGAGAUCAGGCGCGAGCGGGAACGGGCACGCCGGGAGGAGACGAAGCGACCGAUGGCGGCCAUCACGUUCUUCAACCACGACGAGCCGGAGCAGAGGGGAUCCACGGACAAACGUCCUACGACGGCAAUCAUGCCGCCGACCACGGUGAACGACAAGAAAGCUACCAAUCGGCGAAGCUCCGUGUCUGUCAUGCCGCCUGGGCAACCUCGCCCGCCCGUCAUUAGGACGCCGAAGCCAAAGACUCCUACUCGGCAGCCUCCGCAGCCCGAACCCGCUGGACCGCCGCCUGCUUACACGCACUCACCUCCGCGCGAGCGCGAGGCUAUUGCUCUUCCCACCUCUCGUACACGCUCGCGGGCUACCUCGGUUAGCGAGGUCCUUGCCGGGACCGUCUCGCGACGCCAUACGUUGACUAAUAUCAACGGUGAAACCGAGCACCAGGACGACACGAAAGGUGAUUGGGCCUCGAGUGACGAUGAAGCUAUCAAUGUCAUGACUGCCCCCAGCGGGAGUCAGGCUCUGGACGAACGGACGAGCGCAAUGGGUGGGUCUGCAUCUGGCCCACCAUCCAGUCCAACUACUCGCCUAGACAUGGCGCGAUCACAAACGGCCCCGUCGAUCAACGCCCGAUCCUCCAAUCGUCGAAGUAGACCUGCCAACCUAGAUCUCACGUUGACUCGCUCGAACACCACGGCCACUGUGAUUCCCGUUCCGCCUCCUUCUCCUACGCCUACUCUUCUGACGCUUCGUCAGGCCCUAAGCACUCAUAGCAGCCCUCUGACUGGAGGUGGAACCAUGUCUCCCGGCGGCGAUGCCGACGCGGAUGCUGAUGCCGACGCCGACGCUGAAGAGGACGAAGACGGGGAGCCUGCACCGUCCUCCCCAACUACGCCGACUCGCGAACGUAUCACGCUAGCGGAGGCUUUGUUCGAGAGCCGUCUUCCGGAUAUCGGCCCCCCUGGUGCUGAGCAACCGCAGGAGCCGAUUCUUAUUGACUCCUCCAGCUAUGUCGAAGGUGGUGCGCCCUCAAGUCCUAGGACCUCGGAGUCACAUUCGACGCAUACACGGCGGAGCACCGGCGAGGCUAACAGGCGGCGGCGGAGAUGGUCUGUCCUUGGUGGCGUUUUUUCGGCUACGUCGGGCCAGUCGCAGUCAUCCAUCCCGUCGCUUCCGGAGCUCAGCCAGGCCAUGAUCGAGCCUACCAGCGUCCCAGAGAUGCGCGAAAGGAGACCGAACGUGCUUUCCCGCUCACAAUCUGGUCGAAUCCAGCCCUCUGCUUCCACCGCCACCGUCACCCCUUCUCGGUCAAUGACGCUGAGGAGACCAUCGACGUCGCCUGGCCCGGUUCGUUCAUCUGCCAACCAACCUGCUGCUGAUCAGCCUCCUCCGCCGCUGCCUCCUCCUCUCCCUAUGCCGCCUGUAUCCGGGGGCAAUUCGCAUUCGCGAUUCUUGCCCCGUAUACUUUCACAGGCCCUGGCACGGCGAUCGGACGAUGCUCCCCUUCCACGUAUGGCUGGGAACGCUUCUGAUAAGUCUACCAACUUGCCCGCCCCGGCUCACGCCCCUGCGCCCAAGUUGGAGUACGUGAAGCUUCCAGGUACCAAGGGCGCCGUAGCAGUCAAGGCCGUGGAAACCGCGAAGAAGAGCUUCCUGGCCAUUCUUUGCGGGGAUAACGGCGAGAAAGUGGAGCUGUUCGCUGGCACUUAUCGGACCGCUCUCGGGCUUUCGCGCACGUUCAUUCUGCCUGAUUCGCCACGCUCUCUUGAGCUACAGCUCCAGGGCGAUGACCUAGUGGAGGUCUUCUUGGUGUUCUCCCAGAAUGUCUUCGGUUUGGAGCCUGCGACCGUGCGGGUUCGAGAAGUCAGGAUCGGGCGUGCAGAGCGAAGAGCGGCACGGCGGCGAGCUCGCGAGAAUAUGUCUGGGCGGACAGGUGACGCCGACACGGAUGGCGGAGCUGCCAACGGUGAAGAGGAGACUUCGGUAAGCGUCACGAUAGGUGUCGCGGUCACUCCUCCCGCCGCGGACGACCCACCGACCCCUGGUCCUGGGCUUGCCUCGCCGCCGUCGGAAACUACAUCCCAGGUCCAGCUGGACACCGCAAGCACGACUGCAGCCUCUGCGGACGAGCUUGUGGCCGUUGCGGCUGCACAAGCCAGCCCGUAUAGUACAUUCCAGCAGCUAUCGUUCGCACCGAACUUCCCUCUGGCCACGAUUGCAGACGAGUACAUCAUCCCACCGACGUAUCGGUCUUUCUUGGAGUACAGGAAUCAGUUCGAGCCCGAGGCCAAUGGCGGCACGAAUGUGGACCUGUCACAGGUCCAGUUCUCUCCUCCAGGAUUGCCUGUUCCUACCCCCGCACCUCCAUCGAAAUGGUUCUACCGCGACCCCAAGGGUGUAAUCCAUGGUCCAUGGAAGGCGUCACUCAUGCAGGCAUGGUACCGCGACGGCCUGCUACCUCCCGAUCUCCCCGUCCGGAGGGAAGAGGAUACAGAGUAUACCCUGCUGAAAGACCUGCGGCUGCAAUGCGUCGACCCCUCCCAUCCAUUCCGCUCAUCACCUCCACCUCCUGCCCUCUCCGCCACCCCUAUCAUCCCUGACUCAACGAAACCCCUUCUCCUCCCGCAGUCUCUUCUGACGCAGCCUAAACACUUUGGCCCUCCUGCGCUUUUCUUUUCGUCGCGUGGCGGCCACAGUACUACGAUCGUCGACUCCCGUGGCAGAUCGGUGCUCAAGGGGCGCUUCGUCUGGAGCGCAGACGACGACGACGCGCAGUUUGUCGGGUCAACCAGUCGACUGGGAGACGUGAAGCGCCUGGAGGCGUUCGACGUGAGGGAUCGCGCAGUCCUCGUUGCGAUGCGUCAAGGAGGCAUCGAAGCAGUGGACUUUGGCGAUGCGCUCUUGCGACCUGCAGACCAUUCCCGCACCAUCUUGCCCCACUUCCAUCCCUCAUCAUCUACUGUCAACCGCCGGGAACCCUUCGUGUGGAAGAUCGGCACCCCGAUCGAGGCGCAGCGCUCGCCAAUAUCCUCCCUGCCCACUCCACCGCCCACAGCGGCUGUCACCUCGAAGUCAGUACCGCGGAAGAAGCUCAGCACGGGGCCGUCGAAGUCGCCGGGACGUCCAGAGUUCAUGAUGUCCGGCGACGGCGACCCAGAGCACCUGCACGACGAGCUCAUCUUCCUCGGCCGGCGGGACAACGAGAUGUACCUGUGCGAGAAGUCCGCGAGCUCGUUCCGGAUACUCAAGCUGUCCCCGAGCGAGGGGGCGUCAUAGCAUUGGCACCGCCCUCCUGCUUUCAUGAUCACGCUCUCUUUCCCUCCUCUCUAGCUCUAGACGACGGACGCCGCCCCCCGCAUAUGAUACCUGCUGUAUUUUCUAGCGCACGCUGUGAACACGUUGGUCGUCGUCACUCAUCGCAUGCACGGCGUAUCGCACAAUCAAAGGAUACUUUCGUAAUGGCC
Messenger RNA from Trametes versicolor FP-101664 SS1, 4481 nucleotides. RefSeq lists its product as uncharacterized. The transcript has 4 exons. The coding region runs from base 64 to 4293 and encodes 1409 amino acids. NCBI's taxonomy places the organism in Eukaryota, Fungi, Basidiomycota, Agaricomycetes, Polyporales, Polyporaceae. Gene Ontology annotation, molecular function: protein binding. The record is from RefSeq and is a predicted model, not a curated record.